This is a messenger RNA of Alosa alosa (allis shad), 1461 nucleotides long. RefSeq names its product carboxypeptidase B2 (plasma) (gene cpb2). The record is from RefSeq and is a predicted model, not a curated record. The transcript is spliced from 11 exons. The coding region runs from base 63 to 1334 and encodes 423 amino acids. Gene Ontology annotation, molecular function: zinc ion binding; metallocarboxypeptidase activity. NCBI's taxonomy places the organism in Eukaryota, Metazoa, Chordata, Actinopteri, Clupeiformes, Clupeidae. Gene Ontology annotation, biological process: proteolysis; fibrinolysis.
UAGCCUACUCCUGUCCGUUGAACUAGUUUGAAAGAAGUCUUUUAGUGUUCAGACAGAUAAAAAUGAAGCUCCAGCUACUGAUAGUUUUUGUGCUAAGCCUAGACAAAUUUCCUGAAAAAAGUGCCGCUGAAAAUGGUAAAGUUCUCUCAAUCACUGCAUUAACACCAGAGCAGGUGGAUAUCCUCAGAAAUAUAUCAUCUCAAUUUGAGACAGUACUAUGGCAGCCAGCCUCGCCAAUUCACAUCACUGCAAACACAGAGGUGCAUCUAUAUGUCCCUCAAGAGAGGGUGCUUGAUGUAACAGCACAGCUCGAAAGCAACCAAUUCACCCACAGUGUCAUGUUGGAAGACACAGAGCAACUCACUGAGAUUCAGACCAGAAAUGAUACCAAAGACCCACGAUUAAAAGGGACAUCAUUCUAUGAACGUUACCACAACUUGGAAGAGAUUUACCACUGGGUCAACAAGACAGCGACGGAUCAUGCAAAUAUGGUGAAGGUGCUCCUCAUCGGGUCAUCCUUUGAAAAACGGCCACUCUAUGUCCUGAAGCUAUCUGGCAGAGCAAGUAAUACACCAAAGAAAGCUAUGUGGAUAGAUUGUGGGAUCCAUGCAAGGGAGUGGAUCUCUCCAGCGUUCUGCCUGUGGUUUGUGGACAAUUGCAUAAAUUAUUAUGGUUUAAACCGUGAGAUUACGGAAAUGAUGGACGCCAUGGACAUCUAUGUUCUGCCAGUGAUGAAUCCAGAUGGAUAUAGAUACACUUGGACUACUAAACGUAUGUGGAGAAAGAACCGGUCCAUUCAUCCAAACGGUGUCUGUGUUGGAGUUGAUCUAAACCGCAAUUUUGAUGCAAACUGGUGCACAUCAGGGGCCAGCAGCAACCCCUGUGAUGACACAUACUGUGGGCAGUACCCAGAGUCUGAGCCCGAGGCUCAAGCUGUGGCCAACUUCCUGCGUAGCCACAAGGCCACAGUAAAGCUCUACGUCUCCAUCCAUUCCUACUCCCAGAUGCUGCUCUUCCCCUACUCCUGUGCACACGAGCUAACCGCCAACCACGAUGAGCUAAAUGAAAUGGCACAGGACGCAGCCAAUGACAUCCAGAGGUAUUACAGGAGCCAUUACAAAUUUGGCCCUGGAUCAAAAACCAUAUAUUUGGCUCCAGGAGGAUCCGAUGACUGGGCCUAUAACCUUGGGAUCAACUACUCUUUUACUUUUGAACUGCAGGACCGCGGCAGGUAUGGAUUCCUCCUGCCACCGAAUCUCAUCGCCAAUGCAUGCAAAGAAGCGCUCUUGGCACUGAAGAGUAUUUCUCUCAAGGUUAUCAAAAGAAUACAAUGAGCUUAUGUUCACACGGAGAUAUAGGCCUUAGUGCUAUUGUCAUUUAGUAAUGUAUGUGAUUUUCUGUUUAUUUUGAAAUGUGUUUACAUUCAUAUCCAAAUAAAUUAAUAAAUGCACCAUAAAAUCA